CCUGGGGUAGCGGCGGCGCCGGCAGCUGGAACUGGGAGACCUGGCCGGUCAGGACCGGGAGCGGCGACACCAUGAGCGGAACCUUAGCCAAAAUCGCCGAGAUCGAAGCCGAGAUGGCUCGGACUCAGAAGAACAAGGCCACGGCGCACCACCUGGGGUUGCUCAAGGCCCGGCUCGCCAAGCUGCGCCGAGAACUCAUCACCCCCAAAGGCGGUGGCGGCGGGGGACCCGGAGAAGGUUUUGAUGUGGCCAAGACUGGUGAUGCCCGCAUUGGAUUUGUGGGGUUCCCGUCAGUGGGGAAGUCCACGCUGCUCAGUAACCUGGCUGGGGUGUACUCUGAGGUGGCUGCCUAUGAGUUCACCACCCUUACCACCGUGCCAGGAGUCAUCAGGUACAAAGGAGCCAAGAUCCAGCUCCUAGAUCUCCCAGGGAUCAUCGAAGGUGCCAAAGAUGGGAAGGGCAGAGGCCGGCAAGUCAUUGCAGUGGCACGGACCUGUAACUUAAUUCUGAUUGUUCUGGAUGUGCUGAAGCCGCUGGGCCACAAGAAGAUCAUUGAGAAUGAGCUCGAGGGCUUUGGAAUCCGCUUAAACAGCAAGCCCCCCAACAUUGGCUUUAAGAAGAAGGACAAAGGAGGCAUCAACCUCACGGCCACGUGCCCUCAGAGUGAGCUCGACGCUGACACCGUGAAGAGUAUCCUGGCAGAAUACAAAAUCCACAAUGCUGAUGUGACCCUGCGCAGCGAUGCCACGGCCGACGACCUCAUUGAUGUGGUGGAAGGCAACAGAGUUUACAUCCCCUGUAUCUACGUGCUGAACAAGAUCGACCAGAUCUCCAUCGAGGAGCUGGACAUCAUCUAUAAGGUGCCGCACUGUGUGCCCAUCUCUGCUCACCACCGGUGGAAUUUUGAUGACCUCCUCGAGAGAAUCUGGGACUACCUGCGCCUAGUGAGGAUCUACACCAAGCCCAAGGGACAGCUGCCGGACUACACCUCCCCCGUGGUGCUGCCUGACUCCCGGACCACAGUGGAGGAUUUCUGUAUGAAGAUCCAUAAAAACCUCAUCAAAGAAUUCAAGUACGCGCUGGUCUGGGGCCUGUCUGUGAAGCACAACCCUCAGAAGGUGGGGAAAGACCACACGUUGGAAGAUGAGGAUGUCAUUCAGAUUGUCAAGAAGUGAAGCGACCUCUGGUGCUGUUGCUGCCACCUCCACCGCCGCUGCCACCAAGGAGAAGGCCUGAACCCUGUGCCCUCAGGGCCAUCCCGGGCUCAGGAGCAGAGCGCAAGAGGGCACUUACUGAGCUUCCCUUCCUUAGCGCUGUCAUUCACUUCUGGGGAACCACAUAAAGAGUCCAGCUGGCUGGUGGCUCCCA
Gracilinanus agilis (Agile Gracile Mouse Opossum) is the source of this 1368-nucleotide messenger RNA. RefSeq names its product developmentally regulated GTP binding protein 1 (gene DRG1). Gene Ontology annotation, biological process: cytoplasmic translation. The transcript is spliced from 9 exons. Gene Ontology annotation, molecular function: GTPase activity; GTP binding. The record is from RefSeq and is a predicted model, not a curated record. The coding region runs from base 72 to 1175 and encodes 367 amino acids. Gene Ontology annotation, cellular component: cytoplasm. NCBI's taxonomy places the organism in Eukaryota, Metazoa, Chordata, Mammalia, Didelphimorphia, Didelphidae.